Molecule: messenger RNA, 1374 nt
Organism: Corticium candelabrum
Lineage: Eukaryota; Metazoa; Porifera; Homoscleromorpha; Homosclerophorida; Plakinidae
Product: phosphatidylinositol 4,5-bisphosphate 5-phosphatase A-like
Exons: 13
Coding region: 22-1260 (412 amino acids)
Biological process (GO): phosphatidylinositol dephosphorylation
Molecular function (GO): phosphatidylinositol-4,5-bisphosphate 5-phosphatase activity
Source: RefSeq, a predicted model, not a curated record
UGUGACCUUUAGGAGGGACAAAUGUCGACGCAAAUAAAGGUGUUGUGUUGUACGUGGAAUGUGGGAAGCGCGUCUCCGGACAGAAGUGGUCACGUGACGUUAGACUCCUGGCUUGCAGUGACGGAAGACGAGGCGAAUGCGCCUCACGUUUGUGUUGUUUGUCUGCAGGAGGUGAGUCUGUCUCCCUUGUCGUGGAUCUCUGACGAAUGGACGGACGAGAUCACGAGUUCUGUGUGUAGGAAUGGACGCCUCAUUAGAUUUCGACGUGUCAGACAGUUUGGCAUCGUACUCCUCAUCUUCAUCCAACCGUUCAUGUUACCAUCAAUCAGCAAAAUUGCAGAAGAAUCUGUUGCUACAGGAGUUGGUGGAUUUCUAGGAAACAAAGGUGCUGCAAUCAUUCGUUUUCGUCUCUAUGGCAAGAGCAUUUGCAUUGUGGGAAGUCAUCUGAGUGCACAUCCAGAAAACUUAGAGAAAAGGAAUGAAGAAUUUCAUAUGAUCUGUGAUGAUGUAAAAUUUUCAGACCCUAAAUGCCAAUUAGUAUUGGAGCAUGAUUAUGUAUUCUGGUUGGGAGAUCUCAACUAUCGUCUCUGUGAUGACGUCUUCUAUGCAAUGGUUGUGAAGAAGGUGGAGGGAAAUCGAUUGGAUGAGCUGCUAGGAUAUGACCAGUUGUUGCAAGAGCAGCAGAAAGGGACCGCUUUUGUUGGUUUCUCCGAAGGUCACGUGACAUUCAACCCAACCUACAAAUAUGAUAAAGAAACACAACAAUAUGAUACAAGCCGAGUUCCCAGUUGGUGUGACCGUGUGCUCUACAGAGUGUCAGACGAGGUUCCUCAACAUGUUGAUGUCACAUCCUACACGUCACAUCCCGAACAUUGUGUGAGUGAUCACAAACCGGUUUCAGCUCAACUGGAAUUGAAAAUGGCAGCAGACAACAUGAGGCGACUGGUGGAGUUUGCAUUUCCAACAACAUGGAUAUGCAAACAGGAUGCCUUGAUUGCUUAUUCUCUUGACAGUGAUGUUGUAACUUCAUCAUGGGACUGGAUUGGUCUAUACAAGACUGGAUGGCAUCAACUGUCUGACUACGUCACAUACGUGUGGGCACCAUCCAAACGACUCACCAGACGACACCACGUUCCACUUGAUAACGACUAUGUCCCCAAAGAACCUGGUUUAUAUCAACUAAUCUACCACAGCAAUCACUACAAACAAGUUCUAGGCAUCAGCCAACAUUUCCAGAUUGAACUCGAUGCAAUAGUAUAGAGCUCCUGCUGGUCGGUCUCAUUGUACAUGAAGCUAAUUUUUUAUUACGAUAAAAACGUUUUAAGUGGCAAAACGUUCUACAGUGACAUACAAAUGCUGAUAUGCUAUGAAACA